Neltuma alba is the source of this 1492-nucleotide messenger RNA. RefSeq names its product calcium uniporter protein 2, mitochondrial. Gene Ontology annotation, biological process: mitochondrial calcium ion homeostasis; calcium import into the mitochondrion. Bases 109 to 1125 code for a protein of 338 amino acids. Gene Ontology annotation, molecular function: uniporter activity; calcium channel activity. Gene Ontology annotation, cellular component: uniplex complex. The transcript is spliced from 2 exons. Lineage: Eukaryota; Viridiplantae; Streptophyta; Magnoliopsida; Fabales; Fabaceae. The record is from RefSeq and is a predicted model, not a curated record.
ACCUAUAUAUUGAGGAGCCAUCGGACGUUCCUUCCUUCCUCCAAGCCCUCCCUGUGACCUAGUCCUUCCAUUUACUUUUCAUCUCUCUCUCUUCCGAAUUGUGCAUCCAUGGCGUUCAAAAGAGCCUUUGCUCAGCGCCUUCUCAAUGUCACCAAAAUGUCCUCCCAAACACUCACCAAUUGUCGCAUAUCCUCUUCCUCUGCCCUGGCUCCCAUUCCUCCCACCGCUGGCACUCCUCAUCUUGCUCCGGAUCCGGGAGACAAUGCCGUCUUCCGCCGUCUCCUGCACAACCGAGCUGAUUCGCAAACGGCCACGGCCUGUUCCCCCGUGCUCGGCCAAAAUCUUGUUCACAAGCUGAAGGAGAUAGACAUUGCCAGAAAUCGACUUCGAUUAGACGGAUUGUUGCCGCCAGCGGAGACUUCGGAUUCGACGCAACAUGUGACCGCUGAGAAUGCGAGAAAAUUGUUCAGAGCGGCGCGGUUGGAAUUGGUUAGGUCGAGGCUAAGGAGCAUCCAAAAUAGCUGCAUUCCCUAUCCAGAGUUUCUUCGGAUCUGCGAAGAUUGCUGUUCGGACCGGGAUCAAGCGGUGCGGGUUGCCAAGAUGCUUGAUGAUUCUGCUACUGUGGUUAUAUUGGGAGAUAUCGUUUUUCUCAGGCCUGAACAGGUAGCAAAAGCGGUUCUAAAUCUGUUUCCUAUUCCUGGAGCCAAUGCGGCACAGGAACAAGCAAUGAAAGAACUCGAAGAAAUGGAGAAGGAGAAGGCAGUAAUCGAUGGGAAAGCAGACGGGUUGGUUCGGAGAGAGCUAUGGAGCGGGCUGAGCUUCCUGGUGCUGCAAACAGCGGCAUUCAUGAGGCUCACAUUUUGGGAGCUUUCUUGGGAUGUGAUGGAACCAAUCUGCUUUUUUGUGACCUCCAUCUACUUCAUGGGUGGUUACGCCUUCUUCCUUCGCACCUCCAGGGAACCUUCUUUUGAAGGUUACUACAAAGGCCGAUUCAUCGCCAAGCAGAAGCGCCUCAUGAAGCUUCGCAAUUUCGACAUGGCAAGGUAUAAUGAGCUCAGGGCUGCUUGUUUUCCUCACUCACUAUCUCACCCUCCCCUCUUUUCCAGCAAGUCUUGUUCUCAUUGAUCUGGAUGCCACCUCAUAUUUAAUUUUGCUGACUCAAAUUAUAACAAGAGGCACCCCCUCCCCAAAAAUGAAAAGAAGGAAAAAAACUCAUUGAAAACAGUAUCCACCCCAUUUUCCGAUAUCUCACCGAUGAAGCAAUGCUGGGGGUGAUUUUAGGCCUAGGUGCGGCUUUUUGUACAACAGAUGCAGAGUGUCCCGUUAAGGCUUUCAAAAAGUAUCACAUGAUAAAAACUUGCUACACUUGUGGUAAAUAGUGCUUAUAUUAUAGAUUUCCUACGAUACGUGGAGUUCAUACAAAUUUUUUCACACAUAAAUAAUGUACGUAAUAUUUGAAAUAAAAAAUACGCAGUAUAGAGAAUUGAAAAUA